Messenger RNA from Papaver somniferum (opium poppy), 1146 nucleotides. RefSeq lists its product as uncharacterized. The record is from RefSeq and is a predicted model, not a curated record. Bases 1 to 1146 code for a protein of 381 amino acids. Lineage: Eukaryota; Viridiplantae; Streptophyta; Magnoliopsida; Ranunculales; Papaveraceae. The transcript is spliced from 2 exons.
AUGGUUAAUGAGUUGCAUAUAAAAUGUAAAGAUGGUAACUUGGGUCUUAAGCUUGAUAUUUCUCAAGCUUUUGAUACAGUGAGCUGGUCUUUCGUUUUGGAGGUGUUUAGAAGGUAUGGUUUUUCAGAAGAUUGGUGUUCUUGGAUCCAUAAUAUUCUGAAAUUUGCUCGUAUUUCAAUUUUGCUAAGUGGUAGCCCUGAAGGUUUUUUCAAGAUCACUAGGGGUUUGCGUCAAGGAGAUCCUCUAUCGCUUCUUAUAUUUAUAUUGAUAGAAGAUGUUCUUAGUAGAAACAUCAUUAAACUCUUUCAAAACAAAGACAUGACUCAUAUUGGUAAUAUGAAGAGUGUGAGAAAUUUGGUGAAACUUCUUGAAGUUUAUCAAUGUGCUUCUGGUCAGCGAGUUUGUGGAGAGAAGAGCAAGAUUUACUAUGGUGGGGGGUCUUUAAGUAGGCGCCAAGCCAUUGAUGAUUUCUUGGGCAUGAGCAUUACUAAUUUUCCGGAUCGUUAUUUGGGGGUUAAGGUAUUGCCAGGGGUGGUGAAGUAUAGGCACAUCAGCAACGUUGUGGACAAGCUUAAGGAGCAACUUUCAGUUAUGAAAGGAAAAAUGCUAUCUUUUCAAAAUAGGGUGGUGCUCAUUAAAUCAGUUUUUUCUAGCUACUCUAUUCACAACAUGGCUGUGUAUAAGUGGCCAGUGAAAUUUAUUCAACAAUGUGAUCGUGCUAUUCGCAAUUUUCUUUGGUCGGGAGAUUCGAAUCUUUCAAGAUAUUUUGUGGUAGGGUAUGACAAAAUUUGUAUUCCGGUGAAAGAAGGUGGCCUUGGGCUUUGUAGUCUGAAAACUAUGAACCAGGCUUUGCUUAUGAAGCUUUGGUGGAACAUAAAAUCUUCAGGUAAAAAUUGGGCUCGUUUCUUAGAGUCUAAAUUUACUUGCAGGGAUGGACGUAUCAAGGUUGCUGGGGUCAAAUCUUCGAUUCUGCCUGGAAUUCGAUGGGUUCAUAAUGAUGUGGUUCGCAAUAAUAAAUGCAUAAUUGGAGACAGAAGGAGCACUUCUCUAUUUUUUGAUGUUUGGUAUGGAGUCACUACCUUGGAUGAUGUGUUAGGUCGUUAUGAUUUGGAUAGAGGGGCUUGUGUUAGUGAUAUUAUUCAGUAG